AUGGCUGAUGUAAAAGUCGCAGGGAACGUUUACAUUAUAUGCAGCCAGUUAUUCAUGCAGACUGAGCAAGCCGAAAACCCGACAACGUCGCAACGGCUGAAGAUAUUGCAGUUCGUAUUGACAAAUGCCUACACGUCGCCACCUGAUGCAGCUUUGAGGAUCGCGAUGUCACCAACACAGCACAUUGAUGCCUGCCUCCCCGUAACUGCGCUAAAAGCGCUGGUUUUGGGAGACACGAGGCUCAUUCUUCAAGGCCAAGGGCCUUAUUGUCAAGUGGUCAAAGAGCAGAGUGGGCAGCUACUGGCAAAGCUCAAAACCUUCAGGAGAAACAAUGUCCAUGGAUUCAUUCUCCUGACUCAACUCCGGCACGAAGCUGAGAAACCAUACACUCGACUCGUGGUGUGGGGCGGAAGCUCCUUAAGGGUCAUUGACUUGUCCCUGGCUAGAGAUGAUGCUUCUGGAGAUGUGGAAGUUUCUCUGCAAGCUGUAACUGCGGAAUAUCUGGCCCCAGACUGGAUUCUCGCUGGAUGUUCGCCCGACCAGAGCAGCAGAGCAGACCGAGCUUAUGUGGUCACGGCUCAUAACGCCAUACUCAGUCUACAUGUGGUAGAGAAUUCUCAUUCUGUCAACACGAUUUACCUACAGCAACUGGUUACGGGUGUCAAGUCCAUUCUUUUCUCCGCUGACACUAUAGCGCUGUCGUCUUCUCACAUUUUAAUUGCUGCGGGAACCGUCUUUGGCGAGAUCAUAGUCUGGUCUUGUUUUGUAGACGACGAUGAGAGUCAACCGUUGGCGCUCAAUGCAGUUGGCUCCAUCCACCACUUUUUCACUGGCCACGAAGGUUCUAUUUUCGGGGUUCGGAUAUCACCUCCUAUCAGCUCCUUACCGGGAGGCCAACCAGGAAGGCUUUUGGCUAGCUGUAGUGAUGAUAGAACUGUGAGGGUAUGGGAUAUCACGGACUGUGAACAUGCAUCCCGUCAAGAUCCUUCUGCCUACUCGACAGAUGGCUUCGAGCUACGGACCACAGGGUUUGGUGCCGUUGCAACAACUGAUGAUAAAUCUGGUUCAGAAUCAUGUGUUGCAAAGGCAUUCGGGCAUUCAGCACGAAUUUGGGGUGUUCAUUUCGUGCCCACCACGGUGGAGAAUCAGAGCCAACUGACCAUUGUGUCUCGUGGUGAGGAUGCUAAGUGUAUUCUGUGGGAUCUGAGUUGGAGUCUGUCGCCAACACAUAAGACCGAAUUCAAACUGACCCAGUUAUCGUCUCCUCAUCUCCACAACGGCAAACAUAUAUGGUCACUCGAUUUGUGCAGCUCCGGGACACAAACGACGAUCUACACUGGAGGUGCAGACGGCUCUGUCAGGAGCUUCAAAAUAGACGUAGAUGAUACGGCGUCGAUCUCAUUACCGAAUAGGGAUGAUCGCAUUAUGCUUUCAAGCGAUUCUCUAAACACAGUUCCUGCAAGAGAAAGGUCGUUCAAAGCUUUCGCAUUUAUCUCACCGGAGUUGUUCGUUGCGACUACGUUCCAAGGUGAGAUCCAGCUCUGUUCGAUACGGAGAGACAGUGGUAAAGGGCAGCUCAUCUUCAAGGAGACUCUGCAUGUUGAGGACGAUCUCCGGUCUUUUUCAGUAGUUUCCAGUCUACCACAGAAGGGAGUGGCGCUGCUUGGCAAUGCACGCGGUUUGAUUCGACUCUAUACUCACGGUACCGGGUUGUUGAACCAAAUUGUACAAGCGGAUGGCAGACCUCUACAAUUGUACUUCCUUGGGUAUGAUACUGACGUAUCAGAAGGCCCGGCGACUCUCACGUUCGCCACAUCCUACGCAACACUUAGAAAAGCAGAUCUCUUUCAGGUCACCAUGCAAGCGAAUGCCGAGCCUAAAGUUGUCAAGACAGAAUUGUCUUUACCUCAUGGUAUGGAAGUAUCCUGCGCUUCCUGGAUCUCUAGCCAGUAUCUGGCCUUGGGAAUCAAAAGCGGCGCACUCCUAGUUUACAGACUUACAGAAACUGGAGCGUCUCUGCAGCCGAUCAUUUGCGCUCUGAGAGUCCAUGGUCGAGAGGGCGUUAAUCAGAUCACGCCGUUCUCACCUUUGUUUGAAGAGGCGGAAAUCUCAUCAGACUACUUCAUGACCUGUGGCCGAGAUGGCGAUUACUGCAUCCAUCAGCUGGAGGCGCUGGGAGGGGCGGAUGUUCGCCUCCGUACAAUCCAUCGUUCCUCCCCUGCCGUUCACUUGAACGUUGAGGGAAUCUAUAUCGAUCGAAAAUCACGAGACUUUAUGCUUUAUGGAUUUCAGAGCACUGAAUUUAUCCUUUGGAAUGAAACGACUCACACUGCGGUGGCCCGAGUCGACUGCGGCGGAGCACGUCGGAUUUGGGCAUUCCACCCGAGUCAUGAGACUCCUGGGGCUGGAAUACUCCUUUGGAGUCAAUCGGGGUUCAAUGCUCUUCGGGUACAGGCCGGAAUCAACCGUACCUUACGUGCCGGCGGCCACGGCAGAGAAAUCAAGUCGAUGGAGGUAUCUCGUUCGUCCGAGCGGGAGACUCUCAUCGCCACUGGAGCAGAAGAUACCCAUUUACGCAUUUUUGCGCCUGUUCAUCAGCGCAACAAGACUCCAUGGGGCUCAUUCAGAUGCCUGCGUGUUCUUAGAGACCAUACCGCUGGAGUGCAGCAAGUUAUCUGGUCAAAAGACGGAAAAACGCUUUUCUCUAGCGCCGGGUUCGAGGAGCUGUUUGUCUGGAAGGUCCGGCAGAUUCCCUCGUUUGGUCUGGCAACCGUUCUUGCAGCCUCUAGUCCCAAGGAUGACCCGACGUCCGAGCUGCGAGUGACGAGCUUCGACGUGCUGGAUGUGGAGGAAGACGCUAAUGGUGGCUUUCUUAUUUGCCUGACAUUGUCAAACUCCACGAUCAAGAUUUUCCAUUAUUCCUCCUUGGUAGAUGGGGGUCGCUUUACCCUCCUAGCACGAGGGGCCUAUACAAGCAACUGCCUCACGCAGGUACAGUUCUUCGUAGAGGGUUCUUCAAUCGGGCUCAUUACUGCAUCCACGGACGGACACUUUACAUUGUGGCACUUGGACCCUGUUCUAGAGCCUUACUACUGGAUGUCAGCGUCGACUUUGCGCUUGAAGCAGCCAUUGGAGACGCUAUCUAUUUCUCCACCAAACAUUGCAUGCGAGAAUCGGUACCAAAUCCACUCGAACAGCAUCAAAUCCCUGGAGAUGGCCCGUAUAUCUGCGAAAACGUCGCUGAUUGUCGCUGGAGGGGAUGACAAUGCGCUCACGCUUUCACUACUAUCAGUAGACUUCACCGACGCAGAUGCAGGCAGUCAUGUGUGCACGAUCACAAUUUCAGACGCACAUGCCGCCUCCGUCACCACCGUCAAGAUACUUGAACAGCGGCAGUCAGACUGCCAGGGGAAAGCGCAAAUUGUUUUCGCCUCCUCGGGCAACGACCACCGGGUCAAGGUCUGGGGUGCGGAGGUGGAUGCCACGCAGAGCGGACCGGAAUCCAUUCGAGUCAAGAAUCUAGUUGAUCAGUACAGCGCUGUGGCUGAUAUAUCGUCUUUGGACUUGAUGCAUGACGAGUCAGGGACGAAGUUGCUGGUGUGUGGCGUCGGGAUGGAGCUGUUGAGCGUGCAGCUGUACUAG
Aspergillus fischeri NRRL 181 is the source of this 3642-nucleotide messenger RNA. Its product is annotated as tRNA (34-2'-O)-methyltransferase regulator RTT10. The transcript is spliced from 3 exons. Lineage: Eukaryota; Fungi; Ascomycota; Eurotiomycetes; Eurotiales; Aspergillaceae. Gene Ontology annotation, cellular component: cytoplasm. Gene Ontology annotation, biological process: tRNA methylation. The coding region runs from base 1 to 3642 and encodes 1213 amino acids. Gene Ontology annotation, molecular function: protein binding. The record is from RefSeq and is a predicted model, not a curated record.